GAUGACAUUCACCCUCUUGCACCAUGCAGUAGCGCAGUUUCAUCUCUGGAGAUAUACACUGUAAUGGCAGUGUCAACUGUUCCUCGAUUAACUGGGGCACUGCGAGCUUUCUCGCACAUAACAGCUGAUGUGGAUUAUGAAAAAUCUGCUGAUGCCACCUGGUUACCACGCUUCUCCCAUCGACGCGAAAGUCAAGAUCUAACAUGGAGCAAGCUAAAGUCUACCCUGCUAAGCCAUUCCUCGAAAAGCAUCGAAUCUUUGAAGGAGUUAACUCAUGUUGCAAAAGACUUUGUUGGAAGUUACGCAACUCAGGACGAGGUACAAUCGGCUGCAACAUUUCUGUUCUCAACAUUGAAAGACCAUGAGUCAGUUUCAAGAGAAAUUGCAAAGACCCUGCAACAAGCAUUUGGCCACUUUACUAUGGCCUCUGCUCAGAAAGCUUUACUCAUUGUGAAGAAACUACUCUCUGGAAUUCCUGAACAAAUUAGAGAUGAACUGAAGAAAACUGGUGACAGGGUCCAAAUAAACGAAGAGUUUGGUAAAGGUAUCAAAUUCACAGCACCUCGAGAUGAAACUCUUGACCUCCUAAGUUCAGAUUCUGAAACUGAGGACUAUCAAGAAUUGAAAAUUGAUUUGAAAUACCACAGUCCUACAGCGAAGAAAACAACAGCAACUGGAAAGUCUAGGGUAAAGCUUUGCAGAGAUCAAUCAAGGAGAGGAGUUAGUACAGCAGAAAACAGACAGCCAGAUGCAUCCUGGUUACAGUUUGAAGUUUUGAAGUACUUUAAAGAUGAUGACAAUGAACUUGGCCUACCGGUGUCUGCUAUUUGUGCGUCAUUGUUUGACAUGCUCUCUUCAGACCAGACGAAUGAGCAACUUCAAAACGAUCUGUUCGAUUUUCUGGGCUUUGAAAGGAUUGUGAUGAUUGAAGGUCUCCUACAAAGUCGAAGCUCACUACUAGACUCUGCGUUUAACCAGGACUUACCUGAAUCAAAGCUCCCGUGUGAAUUGCAGCAAAGCCGACCCAAUGUUGCCUGUACAGUUACAGUUCAGUCGAAUCUGAUGAAACAACUGAAAAAACAGUUGCGGAAGGAAGCAGAAGAAGAUGAGAAAAAGUUUCCAUUCCACAAAGCACUGAGAGAUGAGAGGGCGGCCCAGCUAGAUGCUGCUGCCAAAGUUCCUCUAUUUCAAGACAGGCUUCCCCGCACCGAUACUGUAGUGGAGAAGUUUCCCCAUGUGUUUGACUUGUAUGCUGAAGCUAAGAGUUCAUCUGCCUUUGUGGGAGGAGCAACGAUGGUAUUGCCAGAUGGGUUUGAUCGGAAAGACAACAAAUUGUACGAAGAAGUAAACAUUCCGCCAACAGAGCAAGCUCCAGUUGGAGAAGACUUUCAUCUAAUCCAGAUCUCAGAGCUGGAUGAGAUAGCCCAGGUGGCCUUUAGAAGUACUAAGCAGCUGAACAAGAUACAGUCGGUAGUGUGUGAGACAGCGUACUACAGCAACGAAAAUCUGCUGAUAUGCGCUCCGACUGGUGCUGGCAAGACGAACAUUGCCAUGCUCACUGUGUUGCAUGAGAUUAAGAAGCACAUCCACCAGGGAGUCAUCAAGAAGGAUGAUUUUAAGGUUGUCUACAUAGCACCGAUGAAAGCUCUGGCUGCAGAGAUGGUCAGGAAUUUUGGCCAGAAGUUGGAGCCACUAGGAAUACAAGUAAAAGAGUUGACUGGAGAUAUGCAACUGACAAAGACAGAAAUCAUGCAAACGCAGAUGCUGGUGACGACGCCGGAGAAGUGGGACGUGGUGACGCGUAAGGGCGCCGGUGACGUGGCGCUCACGCAGCUUGUGCGUCUGCUCAUCAUCGACGAAGUACACCUGCUGCACGACGACCGCGGGGCCGUGCUGGAGAGUCUCGUCGCUAGGACGCUACGACAGGUGGAGUCGUCUCAAUUAAUGAUCCGUAUCGUCGGUCUAUCAGCAACUCUGCCAAACUACAUGGAUGUGGCACAGUUCUUAAGGGUCAACCCAUAUGUUGGUCUUUUCUUCUUUGAUGGUCGUUUUAGACCAGUUCCACUUGGCCAAACCUUCAUAGGAGUUAAAGGUAGAAAUCCAAUGCAGUUGAUGGGAGCCAUGGACGAAGUUUGUUACGAAAAAGUUGCUGAACAAGUGAAAAAUGGGCACCAGGUGAUGGUCUUUGUUCACGCGCGUAAUGCCACAGUGCGCACUGCUAUGACGCUGCGGGACAAGGCCUCGUCGAAGAACGAGCUCCGUAUGUUUUCCGCGGAUCAGGACUCCAAGUUUGGGUUGGCUCAGAAGCAGAUGACACGAUCACGAAACAUGCAGAUGAAAGAACUUUUCGAGGAUGGCUUCAGCAUUCAUCACGCUGGGAUGCUGCGCAGCGACAGGAAUCUCGUGGAGAGAUUCUUUACGAGCGGUCUCAUCAAGGUGCUCUGCUGCACCGCGACCCUCGCCUGGGGCGUCAAUCUUCCCGCGCACGCUGUCAUCAUCAAGGGCACUCAGAUUUACGAUGCGAAGCACGGCAUGUUCAUCGACCUCGGGAUGCUGGACGUGAUGCAGAUAUUCGGGCGCGCGGGGCGGCCGCAGUACGACAAGUACGGACACGGCACGAUCAUCACGAGCCACGACAAGCUGUCGCACUACCUGUCUCUGCUCACCCGCCAAAACCCGAUCGAGAGCCAGUUUCUCGGCAGCCUCACCGACAAUCUAAACGCAGAGGUUGCGCUUGGAACUGUGACUAAUGUCGAGGAAGCAGUGGAGUGGCUCAGUUACACCUACCUGUUCGUUCGAAUGCGCAAGAACUUCCACGCCUAUGGAAUCCCGUUCACUGCGUUACAAAACGAUCCGAUGCUACUCGGCCACAGAAAGGUUCAGAUAGUUCAUGCUGCUCGCCAACUGGACUCGGCCCACAUGGUCAGGUUUGAGGAGCGCACUGGGUUUCUCUUCUCAACAGAUCUGGGUCGCAUAGCCAGCCACUUUUACAUCAAGUAUGACACGGUAGCGACGAUCAAUGAAGAGCUAAAGUCUGCGAUGACAGAGGCAGAUAUCCUCGCGACAGUGUCCAAAGCUCAGGAGUUUGAACAGAUCAAGGUGAGAGACGACGAGCUGGAGGAGUUGGAUCGCCACCAGAUGGAGUCGUGUCACCUGAACGUGUUCGGCGGUACGGAGAACACGUACGGCAAAGUGAACGUGCUCAUACAGUCGUUCAUCUCCCGUGCGCGCAUGGACAGUUUCUCACUGGUGUCCGACGCCGCGUACGUGAAACAGAAUGCGUCGAGAAUCAUCAGAGCCCUGUUUGAGGUGUGUCUCACCAAGGGCUGGCCCAUCAUGUCGGGACGACUGCUCACUCUCAGCAAGGUGAUGGACAGGCAGCUCUGGGGGUUCCAAAAUCCAAUGCGGCAGUUUGACCUGCCACAUGAAAUCCUCGAGAAGCUAGAACGACUUAAACUGACACCAGAUAAACUCCGGGAAAUGGACUCCAAGGAGAUUGGCCACAUGGUUCAUCAUGUGCGAAUGGGACCAGAGAUAAAGAAAUUUGCCUACCAGAUUCCCAAUUUGACUUUGGAAGCAACCAUACAGCCCAUCACCAGGACUGUGUUGAAGGUUCAACUCGGCAUCGAGGCUGACUUCACGUGGAAUGAUCGAGCUCACAGGAGUGUGGAGCCCUUCUGGAUCUGGGUUGAGGACCCAGACAAUGAUCAUAUCUACCACUCUGAAUACUUCCUGCUGCAGAAAAAACAGGUCAUGAAGAGUGAGCGACAGGUCCUAACUUUCACAAUUCCGAUAUUCGAGCCACUUCCAUCUCAGUACUAUGUGCGAGCCAUCAGUGACCGCUGGCUGGGGUCUGAGUCCGUGUGCCCAAUCUCUUUCAAGCAUUUGAUCAUGCCGGAGCGACACCCGCCUCACACUGAAUUGCUUGAUCUGAACCCGUUGCCCGUGAGUGCACUGGGCGACUACCGACUGGAGCUCGUGUACAGCUUCUCGCAUUUCAACCCGGUUCAGACACAGAUCUUCCACUGUCUGUACCACACCGACAACAAUGCACUCGUGGGGGCGCCGACCGGCUCAGGAAAGACCGUUGCUGCUGAGCUUGCCAUAUUCCGAGUGUUCAGAGAGUACCCAAAGUGCAAGGCUGUAUACGUAGCACCGCUGAAGGCCCUAGUCCGGGAGAGAAUACAAGACUGGAAGGAGCGUAUAGAGAAGAAACUAGGAAAACGUGUGGUGGAGCUGACAGGUGACGUGACCCCUGAUGCGCGUGCCAUCGCCAACGCUGACCUCAUCGUCACGACCCCGGAGAAGUGGGACGGGAUAAGUCGCAGCUGGCAGACGAGAAACUACGUCCAGUCUGUCGCACUCAUCGUCAUCGACGAAAUCCACCUGCUAGGUGCUGACAGAGGUCCCGUUCUUGAAGUUCUUGUCUCGAGAACCAACUUCAUAUCGUCGCACACGGGUCAGAAGGUCAGAGUAGUCGGACUGUCCACCGCUCUCGCUAACGCUCGUGACCUAGCGGACUGGCUCAACAUCGAUCAGAUGGGCUUGUUUAACUUCCGACCUUCUGUAAGGCCUGUGCCCCUUGAGGUACACAUCUCCGGCUUUCCUGGGAAACACUACUGCCCUCGCAUGGCGACAAUGAAUAAACCUACUUUCCAAGCGAUCAAGACACACUCCCCAACAAAACCUGCUCUGAUAUUUGUGUCGUCACGGCGACAGACCAGGGUAACAGCACUGGACAUGAUUGCCUAUCUGGCUGCAGAAGACAACCCCAGGGAGUGGCUCCACAUGCCAGACGGGGAGAUGGACCACUUGAUACGAGAUAUACGCGAUGCAAACCUGAAGUUGACCUUGGCCUUUGGUAUUGGGAUUCACCAUGCUGGACUUCACGAGAAAGACAGGAAAGCUGUGGAGGAACUGUUUGUUAACCAGAAGAUACAGGUGCUUGUUGCAACCAGCACACUGGCGUGGGGUGUUAACUUCCCAGCUCAUCUGGUAGUGGUAAAAGGUACCGAGUACUUUGAUGGUAAGACAAAGAGAUACGUGGAUUUUCCCAUCACAGACGUACUACAGAUGAUGGGCAGAGCAGGGCGACCACAGUUUGAUGACGAAGGCAUCGCCGUCAUACUCGUACAAGAUGUCAAGAAACAUUUCUACAAGAAGUUUCUCUACGAGCCGUUCCCUGUGGAGUCGAGUUUGUUGGAGGUUUUGCCUGACCACAUGUGUGCAGAGAUUGUCGCUGGAACAAUCAGCUCCAAACAGGAUGCCCUUGAAUACCUCACAUGGACUUACUUCUUCAGACGAUUACUCGUCAACCCUAGCUACUACAGUCUGUCGGACACCGGCCACGACAGCAUCAACCGCUACCUGUCGAGUCUCGUCGAGCGGGCCGUCGUCUCGCUCUCCUACUCUCACUGCAUCCAGCUGGAGGAUGACGAUCGCACGAUCGCCGCGACGACGCUCGGCCGCAUCUGCUCCUACUACUACCUCAGCCACCUGACGGCGCAGAUGUUCAAGGAAGCCCUCGCGCCGGACGCCCGCGUCGAGAAGGUCGUCGAGAUUCUCUCGAAUGCACACGAGUACGCCGAGUUACCGGUCAGGCACAACGAAGAUGCAAUAAACAGCGAGCUAGCCAAGCAGCUGCCCCUGGAGGUGCCACCACACAGCUUUGACAGUUCACACACGAAAGCCAACCUGCUGCUUCAAGCCCACUUGUCUCGUCAGCAUCUGCUAUGCAGUGACUACAACACCGACACCAAGUCUGUCAUGGACCAGGCCAUACGUAUCUUACAGGCGCUUCUGGAUGCUGCAGCGGAUAAGGGUUGGCUGCUGGCCGCACUUAACGUGAUACACGUGGUACAGAUGCUGUACCAAGGUCGCUGGCUACAGGAUUCAUCCCUGCUUACUCUACCUCACGUUGAGAAGUACCACCUUGGCUGCUUCAGGCGGGGCAACCAAAGAAUAGAUUGCCUACCAGAACUGAUGGCAGUUGUUGGCAGCAAGUAUGAAGUGCUAUUCAAAAUGAUGAAACAAGACUUUGAUCCGCCACAGAUAGAGCAGGUGUAUCAGGUAUUGCAUCAGCUACCAGUGUUGGAGACCAGUCUCAGCAUCAAAGGUUGGUGGGCAGAUGGAGAGAAGGAACUAGAAGUUGAUGUGUCAGAGGGUUCUGGUACAAGGCUAGUGAAUAAACCUUGGAUAGAAGUACAUGCAGAUCAGGAGUAUGUUCUCAAUGUCAAUCUCACUCGCCUCAACCGAAACAAGGGGGAGAGGCGAGCGCACACGCCACAGUUCCCAAAGCCAAAGGAUGAGGGCUGGUUCCUCAUGCUGGGCGAGAUUGACUUGCGCGAGGUGCUCGCGCUGAAACGCAUCGGCUUCGUGCGUGGCCGCCAGAGGGCGCCACUAGUGUUCUACACACCCGAGAGAGAGGGCAGAGUCAUCUAUACGCUGUACGUGAUGAGCGACGCGUACCUCGGCCUCGACCAGCAGUACGACGUCUGCCUAGACAUACUGCCUCCCAGCAUUGAAGCACAGUUGAACAGUGAGCUGGCGGCCGGCUGGGAUAGCAACAUGCCUGCGUGAGGGGUGCCACGCCUCGACAUACUGUCUCCCAGCGUCGAAGCUCAGUUGAACAGUGAGCUGGCGGCCGGCUGGGAUAGCAACAUGCCUGCGUGAGGGAUUCCACAUGAGAUAAAACAUGGUCAAGAUGCUCUUGUAUCUCGGAUCAUCAGCACCUGUGUACGCUGCUCCGCAUGUGAGUUUGGCGAGUGAAAUCCGCAGCAAGCGUAGGAAUAUGGAGCCCGGCAUAUCAUUUGCAUCAUAGUGGUCAGAUGCAACCCUAUGUAUUUUGUUAAUAACGGCUAUAUGUCUGCAUUGUGGUCAUGAUUAGACACAUUUACGAAGGAGUUAUGCGUUAAUAUUGAUAAAAAAACGUAUAUAUCUGUGUGGUUAUUGUAAUAGUUAGAGCCGCCAAUCAUUGAAUUAUUGCCAAUAUUAAAAUGUUAAUAUUCUUUUUAGUUUAGAGUAUGUAUAUGUUAUGAUAUGCCACCAGGUGUAUGCAGCCAUGGUUAUAUGUGAGAAUACUUUCAUGAUACUACAGUAUUCCCUCGUCUAUCGUGGGGGGGUUACAUUCCUGGAAACAACCAGGAUUGGUGAAUGGUGAAUACAACGUUUAAUGGAAAGCGUGGCGUUAUAGGGGGGACAUGGUAAUGGGUUGUGGCUGUUUAUUACGCUUCUAUACGUGUACGUUACACGCAAUAGUAUUAAUUUUCACACGCGUGGGAAGUACGACGCAGAUUCUUAGGUAUAUAUAUAUAUAUAUAUAGUCAAGAGAUGAAUACGCUCCCUUUCUAUUACUCUCGGAAUUUCUUUGAAGCGGCAGGAGUCUGUGUGGCGCCCUGAAAAUUUAUCUAGCGUUCGCAUGGCCACUGUAUUUACUACUGGGUUUGCUUGCAACACAGCUGAACAUAGCUUUAGAGUGCUCGCUGUGGUACCAGUGGUCACGGCUCAGGCCAGAGGUUUAUGCAGCGAACAUAUAUAUAUAGUACCUUCGAAAUGUAAAAAAAAACUAGGAUAAGAUAACAGAUCACCACUCUACUUCAAACAACUACCGCCACCAGUGUACGCACAUAUAAACUCAUGGUUCGCACAGUCCUUGAAAAGUCCUUGAAUUUGAGGGGAGUCCUUGAAAAGUACUUGAAUUUAGUAAA
Molecule: messenger RNA, 7706 nt
Organism: Priapulus caudatus
Lineage: Eukaryota; Metazoa; Priapulida; Priapulimorpha; Priapulimorphida; Priapulidae
Product: activating signal cointegrator 1 complex subunit 3-like
Exons: 44
Coding region: 64-6579 (2171 amino acids)
Molecular function (GO): nucleic acid binding; ATP hydrolysis activity; ATP binding
Source: RefSeq, a predicted model, not a curated record